AUGGCGAGUAAUGGUCUACGGAUACUGGAGGAUGUGGGUCUAGCAGCGGAUAUGAUGCAUGUACCUACAAAUAAUACUAUCUUUGCGCAGAAUACUGUUAAAAGAACUGCAUUUUCUCCUUUUCCUGUUGCCCCCUCUGUUCCCUUAAUUAAUGCUUUACCUACGGCUCCAUUUCCUACUUAUCAUAGUAGUCAUAAUCCUUUUCUUUCAUCUACCGACCGCCAGGCUGAUUUGGGCAGACCUCUGUCGACUCAUCCAGUAUCCCAUGAAACUCCAACCCAAUAUGUGCCGGGCAUGACUAUACACCAUCAUCCAGAUCCUGGGACUGUCCCAUAUAUGCAACCACAAUGGAAUCAAUUUUUGUCGAAUGCACACAUAUCUCGGACACCGAUUCCCUUAGUGCUGCCUCAUGUUAUCCGCUACAGUCUUGAUGCUGUAUCGCAGAAGGAUCUUGCAAACGCACUUGCACAGCUCAAGGAACAGCCAGUCCUAAUGGGUGCGGAAAAUCUAGCUUCCUGGGAUGAAGCGAUUCGACUAACAAUUGUGCAACUGGGUCUUUUUCCACACAUUUGUGGGGAACCUGCAGACAGUGUGAGGUGUACCUGGCAUAACACUCCCAUAUAUCCUCUAGACGAACCUACCCCAAUCACAUCAGAGGAGGAUAGAGCGGAGUUCAAGAAAUGGGAGAGUAAUGAUUUCAUGGUGUUAUCGAUUAUCACUGCGAAAAUAUCGGAUGAUGCUAAAAGACAACUGCCAUGCACAGUAGGGGAAGAUGGUUCGUGUAUCUCAGCUCGGUCCUUCUACGACACCAUCCAUACCACAUGGGGUACCACGAACCUCGCCCGCCUGCAGACUAUUCGGAAUGCACUAUUCCAGACAGUGGCGAAUGAUAUUGGGAAGGUUGAUGGAUAUGUGCAGACAUAUUGGGACCAGAUUUUGCUCAUCAAACGAGGAAUGCACAGAGAUCUUGAAUGGGGAGAUGUUAUAUUCCACUUUGCUAGCGGACUACCCCAAAACUCUGUUCUUUCAGUUGCAAAGGACACCAUUAAUUGUCUUUCUUAUUCUCUUUGCACUCGGGCUACCUUCGACGACGCUAUCCACAAUGUCCAAGAUGUGAUGAUUCAAUACCAAAUCUGGCAUAAUCAACUGAUUGAUGUUUUGACUGGGACCUUGGCACCAAAUGGGGGUGUGAAGAGGAAGGGAAGACAUAUACAUUGUACGAAUGGACAUUGGCAUUUUGCAGAUGCUGAAUGUUCAAGAUGUGCCACAGAGAAGAAGGAAAUCAUGAGUACCACUACCGCUACCACGAAAUCUGUUACUACAAAGCCUGCUAUAGCUACAGAAUCCAAUAAACCCAAUGUUUCUCUGUGCACUGCAGGUGUGAUAUUGCAAAUGGGUUCCUCAUCACUUGAGGAUCCGCCUUUAGUCUCUCUUCACAAGAAGGACCUGGCGACAUAUCUUGAACUGACACAAUGUUUCAGUAAUAUACUGGAUACGGCAUCGUCUUUCCACAUUAUUUGA
Messenger RNA from Marasmius oreades (fairy-ring Marasmius), 1521 nucleotides. RefSeq lists its product as uncharacterized. The transcript is spliced from 2 exons. The coding region runs from base 1 to 1521 and encodes 506 amino acids. NCBI's taxonomy places the organism in Eukaryota, Fungi, Basidiomycota, Agaricomycetes, Agaricales, Marasmiaceae. The record is from RefSeq and is a predicted model, not a curated record.